UCGUAGUUCAGGCUGGGUGAUGUAACAGUCACGCUGCUCUCCCUCAUCAUGUCACGGAAAUAAAAAAUGAAUUUCGGGAUGUUUGACGGUGGAGGUCCGUGAUCGCAGUGGGCAGCUCCUCUGACUCCUCUCCCCGGACAUUAAUCCUCUUACCUGGGCACGCAGCUCGGGGAGGACCGGUCGAUCUCCCAGGUCGCAAACAAGUUCAUCGGCACCGGGACGCGGCCGUCCUGCUCCCCCGCAGCCCCGGAGCCUGCGGCGGUGUCCGGGUCCGGAGGGAGAGCGCUCCCCCGGACACCUCUGUCAGCUGCUGCCGCCGCCAUCGUCGCCUCUCCCGAGUCUGAUCCCGGCGGGUGAUCCUCAGGAGCGGCUGCGAGAGCGAGAGAGCGCGGGGCGGGGCUGGAUGGAUGGAUGAGGGGAGGAGGAGGAGGAGGAGGAGGAGGAGGAACACAGAUCCAGGAUCAACCAGAGCAGAGGUAUGGAUGCUAAUAUCACAGACCCACCUAGCGCACCGAACUACAACAUAGAGACAGCGUUUUGUAGGGGAGACUGGGGACGGUUACCACGUCUUUAUUUUCUUAAAGGUCCUCACACACCGGGACCAACGCGAAUAUAGAACAAGAAACUACGAAAUAUCCAGAGGUGAAUUUUGACGCGCCUGACUGUACACAUCAAGCCCGAUGUGAUUUUGCGACUUUCCGGGGAAAAAAGAGGCAUCAUGGGGGAAAGUCCCGCCUCCUUUGCCUCUGAUUGGCUAGAAAAGCUGGAAACGUCAUCACACGCUCGAGCCAAACGGUCAGCACUUAUAGCCAAUCAGAGGCAAUAAGAUAAACACAUGAAACUAUAGUAACAACCGUCAGCUUAAGUUAGCGCAGAUGAAAGUUAAAACAAAGACGUUUAUCAAACUGUUAAAGCUCACAAACCAUCGUCAUCGGAGAAAUCCGACACUAUGACUCUCCACAAGUCGUCCUUCAGGUCGUUAUCUUUGUAAUGUUUGUGUCUUUUAUCAAAAAUCACUCUGUUCUCCGACAUGUAAACAAUCAGCCGGUCGGCCAUGUUGGAUAUACCGGUGAAUCUGAUUGGUCAGAAGUCGACACACAGUAUGAGAAACUUUAGAAAAAUCGACCGUGAUCCGAAAAACAUAAACGCCACAAUAUCGCAGGACGGGAAAAUGUCGCUGAUGUGAACGCUUGUAUUGACAGGAUACAUGUUGGAAAAAAUGUCAACGUCUGAAAUAAUCGCACGAAAAAAAUGCUCCCGGUGUGAAAGGAGCUUUUUGUUGCUGGUCGAUACUUGAACUCCUCCACUUGAGGCAGGACCGCCCCUUCGACCUGGAGAAGGUGAUCUACGGAGAAAAAGGUCAGAAUUAUUUUUGCAUUUAGUCAAAUAUUUUUCAUUUUCAUACAUUUUCCUAUUUUAAAAAAAUGUUGAAUUAAAACAUUUUUGUAGUUUUUAAAAGUUUCGUUUGAUAGAAUUCUUUGCUUUGUGAAGAAAAUGUUUGAACACACAGAGACAGGAUAUUUUUUUGCAUUUUUAAAAAUAUUUUGUGAGUAUUGUUCGUUAGAUAAAUAUAUUUAUUUAUUUAGAUAUAAAGUAAAGUUGCUUGAGUCAGCCACAUGUGGCCCUUUAACAGGAACUACAAAAAGGAACUAUUCCUGUUUCUGUUUGACGGGGAAAAAGAAAAAUGAGGAAACUUUUUCAAGAAAAUCUGAGAAACUUGUUUUUUUUCCCACUGAACACCAAAAGUUCAGUUCAGCGUGAGAAAAAAGAACCUCUCAGCCGGUCACAUGACCGAACGAGACCGCUGAUCCACGUCACAGACACUCAGAAAACUCACAAAUGAUGAUUCUUCCUUUAAGCUUCUUAAAAAGACGUCUGGAUCAUCUGUAACAGUCCAGACUUUUCAGUGUGAUAUUCUGUGUGUGUGUGUGUGUGUGUGUGUGUGUGUGUGUGUGUGUGUGUGUGUGUUAAGAAAACUCUAAUAAACUCUAAAAACACUCAUUUUAAGGCAGAAUUUGAUCACGUUGAAGCGGCUGAACAGACGUGACGACAGCCUGAACUGCUUUUUUCAUACCUUGAAUCAGUGAAAGCAUCGUGACCUUGAACAGAAGAGGCCCCAGGAUGACGCCUGGAGAACUCUGCACGACAUUUUUAUCUCUGCAAAGAGGAAACCUGUUUUUUUUUUUUUUACAUAUGAAAGUAGCAGAACAGACGUGUCCACGUCCUCUGACCACGAGCACGCACAGACGGUCACGUAUGUUUAACUUCAUAAAGACUGAGACUGAACUCCGUCUGCAGCCAGAACAACCCGACCUCAGAGGAAACACAGCGGCCGAUCCAGUGAGUAAACAUCUCAUCUGCAGAAUCAACCAAUGAUCGAUCAGUGAUUAUUGAUCAUGUUACAGAGUCAGGGCUGAAAAAGCGCAGGAAAACUUUCAUGUUGCUUAGCAGUCGAGUUUAGAAAGUAGAUGUUUGCUGUAAGUUUGAUAAUCCCAUGUCAAUAACUGUCUGUAUCUCCACCUUCUAGAGAGCUGAGAUGGUCAAAGGGGCUCUCCUCGAAAUCCUGGACGAGAUGGAUGACAAAAACUUCGAUCGUUUCAAGUUUUAUCUGAGAGACGACCGACUCUCGGAUGAAUACGUCAUCGCCAAGAGCAAACUGAAGAAAGCCAGCCGUUGUGAGACCGUGGACCUGAUGGUCGAGGUCUUCACCCUGGAGCAUGUGGCUGGGGUGGCGUCAGAUAUCUUGCAGAUGAUAAAGAGGAACGAUCUGGCAAUGAAGCUGGAGGAAAAAGGUCAGUCAGUCUGAAGUCACAAAUGAUCAGUGUUUUAUUUUCAAACCAGACCAACAAUGACCUUCAAACCCGCUGACAGGUCUGACCAGCUCUCCUGAAAGAGCUCAGAGGUAGACGGGGAGGGACCUGUUAUAGUCGAGCUCAGGGGUCUUUGCUGCUGCUCCCCCUGCCCUGACCUCCUGUAGGCAUGUUUUUGUGAAUGUUCAUGAACCAGAGAAAAGCUGUGCUCCUCCUCCUGCAUGCGGAGAUGAUCCUCUCAGUCCAAAGUGGUUACCCUCAUCCUCAGAUGUUCGUGUGUUCUUAUGUUUUAUGUUUUUAUGUGAAUGAUUCGAAGAUGGUCAAAAUCAGAGAAUCUGGAGGUUCAGGGGGCGGCGGUCUGAGUCUGAAUCAGGCGUCUGAACGAACAAAGUCCAUUAAUAAUGAAAUGAACUCUGGCUGAUAAUUCCUCUUUUUGUUGACAGUGGAGGAGGAGGAGGACUGAAGAUAAAUCCACCAGGACCGUGAAAAGGAGAACAUGAGGUUCACUCAGAAGGAGCGAGUCAAAGUGCCUCAAAAAUCACAAAGAGAAAUAAAAUGAGAAAAUAAAAA
Xyrichtys novacula (pearly razorfish) is the source of this 3380-nucleotide messenger RNA. NCBI's taxonomy places the organism in Eukaryota, Metazoa, Chordata, Actinopteri, Labriformes, Labridae. The record is from the annotation of a GenBank genome assembly.